AUGAGUGUCAAACACCAUCAAAAUGGAGCAAAAGAGCAAAGGAAACCACCCCAUACCACUGUGCAGAGGCUCCUGAGCUGGGGGCUGCCAGUCUCCUGUAACCAGUUCUUAUGGCGCCAGCCAGGCGAGUUUGCAGUCACUGCUUUCCUGUUGGGAGCAGGCACUGGUGGGAUCCUGGCCGUAGGUCUCUUUCAGCUCCUGGUGAAUCCCAUGAACAUAUACGAAGAGCAGAAGAUGGUGGCGGUGUACGGCUUGGUGGGCUUGGGAGCCAUAGGCUGGGGGACCUCCCCUCACAUCCGCUGUGCUAGCCUCCUGCUAGUACCCAAGAUGCUGGGCAAAGAGGGCAGGCUGUUUGUCCUAGGAUAUGCCUUGGCAGCUAUCUAUGCAGGGCCAGUGGCCAAUCUACAGCACAACCUCAAUGAAGUGAUAGCAUCUCUGGGCUGCACCGUGGAGCAUCAGAUCAACAACACCCGAGCAGCCUGGCGCAUAUCCACAGCUCCGUUGCGGGCAGUAUUCAAGGAUUUACUGAGCAGCAAAGCAUCGUUGAAAGCGGAAACUAAGAACAUCUCCACCUCCUUUGAGGACCUGGAUGCCCAGGUGAAUAGUGAGACUGGCUUUGUUCCUGAGGAUGCCAAGAACUCCGAAGAAACAGCCCAAGGUUCCCGGACCCGUGGAGCUCCAAACCCCAGACUCCACCUUUCAACCCAGAAGAUGUAUGAGCUCAAGACCAAGCUGCGCUGCUCCUAUGUGGUGAACCAGGCCAUACUCAGUUGCCGUCGCUGGUUUGACCAAAAGCAUGAACAGUGCAUGCAGCGAAUCUCAGUCCCACUCUUCAACCACCUGCUCUGCCUGCCAAUGAAGUUCAAGUUCUUCUGUGACAUUGCCAAGGUGAUGGAGGUUUGGUGUCGCAAUCGCAUCCCAGUGGAAGGCAACUUUGGGCAGACCUAUGACUCCCUCAACCAGUCUAUUCAUGGCCUGGAUGAGGAAUUUUCAGCCAAAAUUGACAUCAAGGAGGAGAAGCAGGCUGGGGUGCUGGGCGUCAACGUGAGCUGGCAGCACGUGAGCACCGAGGUGCGGGACUAUGUGCAACGGCAGGAAGCCCGGCUGGAGUGGGCCCUGGGGCUGCUGCAUGUGCUGAUGUCCUGCGCCUUCCUGCUGGUCCUCUACUCGUCCUUCUCCUACAUGGAUAGCUACAAUGGGGACAUUCGCUUUGACAACAUCUACAUCAGCACCUACUUCUGUCAGAUCGAUGAGCGCAGGAGGAAGUUGGGUAAACAGACUCUGCUGCCUCUCCACAAGGCUGAGGAGAAAACUGUCAUCUUCCCUUGCAAGCCCACCAUCCAAGCGCAAGAAAUGAAAAACUUGGUGAGGGAGCUCCUAGGGACACUGCCCAUUCUGCUGCUGCUGCUGCUGCUGUGUGCGCUGGACUGGGCGCUCUACUCGGUCUUCGACACCAUCCGCCAGCACUCCUUCCAGCAGUACUCCUUCCGCAGCAGUCAUAAACUGGAGGUGAAGGUAGGGGGAGACUCCAUGCUUGCCCGGCUUCUUCGGAAAACCAUUGGGGCCCUGAACACCUCCUCCGACACAGCGGUGGAAUCAAACAACAUGCCUUGCCUGCCCCAGCCUGUGUGCCUGGAUGCCAGGGCCUACUGGAGGGCUUCGCUACCCAUUGGCCUGCUGGUGUGUCUCUGCCUAGCCCAGGCUAUGGGCUACCGGCUCCGGAGGGUCAUCGCAGCCUUCUACUUCCCCAAGCGAGAGAAGAAGCGAGUCCUGUUCCUCUACAACGAUCUAUUGAGGAAGAGAGCAGCCUUCACCAAACUGAGGAGGGCUGUCAUCAUAAAGCGAGCACAACAGCAGAGGGGUCCACGCCACCACCUGGUGGACACCCUCCACCGCCUCUGCCCGCUCCUACGCCGCUGGCUGCGCCGGCGAUGCGUAGUGUGCCAAGCACCAGAGACACCCGAGUCAUAUGUGUGCCCAACGCCAGAAUGCGAAGCCGUGUACUGCCGGUCGUGCUGGAACGACAUGAAGAAGCGGUGCCCAGUCUGCACACCGCACGAAGAGCUCUCCUCCUCUGCUUACAGUGACAGCAACGAUGACACUAUGUACGCGGAGUGA
Molecule: messenger RNA, 2118 nt
Organism: Sciurus carolinensis (gray squirrel)
Lineage: Eukaryota; Metazoa; Chordata; Mammalia; Rodentia; Sciuridae
Gene: Dcst1
Product: DC-STAMP domain containing 1
Exons: 16
Coding region: 1-2118 (705 amino acids)
Cellular component (GO): membrane
Source: RefSeq, a predicted model, not a curated record